AUGAAGACCGCCACCGUUUUCGCUUCCGCCCUUGCCUGCGCUGGCAGCGCUCUCGCCGCCCCGGCCACCACCUACUACAACCUCGUUGCCUCCGCGUCCGGCCAGGCCAUCGACGGCGCCGCCCUCAAGGUCAGCGGUGGCUGGUGGUACCUCGGCAAGGCCACCACCUCCACCUGCGGCGAUGUCUCCCCCGCCGUGACCGUCGGCGCCGCCGGUGCUCUUUCCUUCCACGCCGAUGGCAAGCAGAACCAGCAGCAGGGCUUCGUCGACAUCUCCGGCGCUGCUGAUGGCCUCCUCGGCUACACUCUGCCUGACCAGUUCACCAGCCCCUCCCAGCUGGCCGACAAGUUCUCCAUGGCCGGCUCCGAGCAGGACCAGAUCAAGCUGUUCUGGGACGGCGAGUCCAACUGGUUGGCUUGCCCCACUGAGGCCGCUGGCCAGUACAUGAUCUACCCCGCCAAGAUGUACGGCAAGGCCGUUGGCAAGGACAAGUGCCUUUCCUUCGAGGUCAAGGUCAACCAGGUCGAGGCCCCUGCUACCGUCUGCGUCUACAACUAA
Lasiodiplodia theobromae is the source of this 558-nucleotide messenger RNA. Its product is annotated as Cell wall protein. The record is from RefSeq and is a predicted model, not a curated record. Bases 1 to 558 code for a protein of 185 amino acids. The transcript is spliced from 2 exons. Lineage: Eukaryota; Fungi; Ascomycota; Dothideomycetes; Botryosphaeriales; Botryosphaeriaceae.